CCGUGAUUCAGAUGUCAGAAGCAGUCUUAUAAAGAGAGCGAAGCACUUGUUAUGGUGCAGGUCUGGCGUGACCACGUAUUCUGCCGUGAUUCCUCUUUAGAGGCUAAAACGUGCGUCAGAUAGUGACUAAGCGGCGUAUUUUGGACGCUUUCACCUGAGGGGAAGAAUAUGUCUUGGUCAGGGAAGCGAUAGGGGUGUUUCUGACAGGAAAGAAAGCCAGGGAUGCGAAUAUGGGGUCGGGGUCCAGCAAGAAAACGUCGGAAGACAAACCACAGGGAGGCGUCAAGGGGCACGUGCAAAACGGCAAAACCAGGAAAACCAUCCCGCAAGACCACGGGAGAGAAGACGGGAAGGAAAGAGGCGGUGAGAAACGACAGAAACGGGACUCGAGAUCUCUGAGUGUUGGUGUUGGUGAAAAUACUGGGAGGAAAUCACCGUACUGGCAGACUGAGAGUGAUUUUUCUGUGUCUAAAAACGUGGACGCUGAAGUGAAUAUUCUAACGGGAGAGCUGGACGAAGCGCUACGGGACAACAGGCAGUACACCGGCGGCAGGCAACCCGCCAACGCCCGGCAACAAAAACCGCACGCCGGGGACUCCAACAACCAUCAGACUUCUAACAGCCUUGCCGUCAAGAAUGACAGAAACGCUGGCCGAAGAGAGCCAAGCUUGACUCCCGAGGGUAGAACUCGUAUCUCCCCGAGGCUGGGGAAGGAUCCCGACGGCACGGGAGACGACUCGGGGGUCGAAAACUACUCGCCCGAAAUCGACCACGAGAUAGAAGACACCCUAGCGCCAUCGUACCAGGUGCAGAGACCUGUACCAGUGGAUGUGGAGAGAUUUAAAGCUGCCAACAAAAAUAAACAAUUCAUCUUUGACACAGAAAACACAACAACAACAACAGAGAAUAACAACACAAGCGACACAGGGCUCUACUCCAAACAGAGAUUGGGUCCACCUUCUCCUGAUGGCCACCGUAGCAGCAAUGAUCCCUCCCCUGACUAUACGACAGUUGAGGCUCCAGUGGAAUACAACGAAUCCGAAGAAGACCUGAUGAAAGAAAUUGAGUCCAACUUCUAGUGAUGCUUUCUAUCAAAACAGACAUUCCAUUCAAUAACCAUUUUUUUUCAUGUCACUUGUUCAAUACUGUAUUUUACAAUGUAUGUUCUGUUACUGGAUGUUGUAAAUAUAUAAAGAAAAGACACAUAUUAUUAUGAAUUUUGUCAUUUCCCCAUGUUCACUCUACACAAGGACAUUUACCUUGGUCUACAUUGUUUUAAAUGUCUUUAAUAUCUUUAAAUUCCAUUUGAACUCUACUUUUUGCUUUAUGUUGCAUUAUUUUUUAAUCCACAAAUUGAAAAAAAUAUAUUGUCCCACUUAUAACUCCAAAAACAAUCUAUGUUGCUGUCAAAUUGAUGAAAGAAAUUUUUGUUUCCAGCCAAACUUUUUUGUAUCAAAAGAGACCCCUAGCAGUUCUUCAUAUUUCUGCACCAGGUGGCUUAUGUGUACUUACAGUGAACUGAAAUUCAAUGUACAUUCGUCAAGUUGUCAACAGAUACUGUGCCUUUUAUAUUCUUAUCAGAGACAAAUUCUGCAAUUGUGAAAACUGUAGAGUAUAAGUGUGCAGAUGCAACAGUGAUAAACAAUAUGGAUAUCAUGUAUAGAGUUUAUAACAAUAUUUAUCUUGUGAAGACAACAAUGUUCUUUGUCAUAGUAACAUACCCAUAUGAGUAUACAACAGUACUGUAGUGUCCAAUUGCAGGCUAAUUUACUUGCUUGCCUCUUUGAUUGUUCUCAGCUACCAUUCAAAGAAUAUUAAACAAAAUUUGCAAGAUGGAUUUCUACA
Messenger RNA from Branchiostoma floridae (Florida lancelet), 1845 nucleotides. RefSeq lists its product as uncharacterized. The record is from RefSeq and is a predicted model, not a curated record. NCBI's taxonomy places the organism in Eukaryota, Metazoa, Chordata, Leptocardii, Amphioxiformes, Branchiostomatidae. The transcript has 4 exons. The coding region runs from base 231 to 1079 and encodes 282 amino acids.